Messenger RNA from Lodderomyces parapsilosis, 2904 nucleotides. It is a transcript of the gene PHO87, whose product is annotated as SPX domain-containing inorganic phosphate transporter. Gene Ontology annotation, molecular function: phosphate transmembrane transporter activity. The record is from RefSeq and is a predicted model, not a curated record. Lineage: Eukaryota; Fungi; Ascomycota; Pichiomycetes; Serinales; Debaryomycetaceae. The transcript has a single exon. The coding region runs from base 1 to 2904 and encodes 967 amino acids. Gene Ontology annotation, biological process: polyphosphate metabolic process; monoatomic anion transmembrane transport; phosphate ion transport. Gene Ontology annotation, cellular component: membrane.
AUGAAGUUUGCACAUUCUUUAAAAUUCAACGCUGUACCUGAAUGGUACUAUUUGAAGUAUUCAACGUUGAAGAAAACCAUUUAUGAGUUGCAACAAGACCAAAUUGCUUAUAAUGGGAAUCAAGACCAAGGUUAUAUUGUUGGUAAAGAAACAACCACGGUAACUGAAUUGGUGGAUAACUUUGAGGCUAAUUACUCACCUUCAUCUAAAGGUAGUGGUGGAAGCAGUAGUAGCAGUAAUAGUGACUCGAUUGAGGAAGGUUCAAGUUACAAUGACGAUUCUGAUGCCAAGAUAAAUUCAAAUGAAGGAAUGAAGAAUAGGUUAGCCAAGAAACUCAACUUGUUGCAAAAACUUAAAAAGAAUAAACCAUUUCGAAAUAGUACCAACAGUAGCAGUGCCAGCGAUAUCGAGUUGAAUCACAUCGAAUUUGAACAGAAUGACAAAGACGGAAAAGGGGUGGGUGAAAAUGGUGAUGUGCGUUCAUAUUCCGCUGAAGUUGUCAGUUUAUCAAAUGGUGGUGCAUCCUCUUUUACUAAAGAUGAUGAUGUUGUUGCACAUUUCAUUAACGACCCCAACGAAUCAUUUGCUAAUCCAAACUCUCUAGAGUUUGAUCCCUUGCAUGUGUUUACCAAACAGUUGUUGAUUGAAUUGACCAAGAUUAAUGAUUUUUACAAGGGUAUUGAAAAGGACAUUUUUGAACUGUAUGAUCGAUUGAAUAGUGAAAGUGAACAGCUUCGUAUCAAAAAUGCUUUGGAAUCUGAGCCAGAAAUUAAACAUCAUCACAGCAAUAGUAUAGAACAGCAUCACAGCCACGACCCAGAUCAUUAUGGCGCCGAUUUGGAAAAGCAAAGUGUAACUGUACAAGUUGUGCAUGAUGAUUCUGAUGAUGAGGAAGAAGAGGAUGAUGAUGAUAAGAAUAGUAAUACCGACUCAGUCUUACUCGGUGAAGCUCAUUUUAAUGAAAACCACAAGUAUUCGGUCACCAAAAAGAAACAGUGUUUGGCAAUGUACAUUCGAUUAUCCGAAUUGAAGUCAUAUAUUGAAUUAAAUCGUGUUGGGUUUGCCAAAAUUUGUAAAAAAUUUGACAAAGUUUGUGGGUAUGCAAUAACUCAAGAUUUUUGUCAAUACUUUUUGCAAUUGCAUUCAUAUGUCUUUCAGCCACACACUAUUGAAUCCAUCGAUACCAAACUUGAUCAAGUUGUGCGGAUCUAUGCAUUUUCAUUGGGCAGAUUAUACUCUUAUUCUACUAAGCAUGAUUUGGAACCAAUCAAGAACGAAUUACGGUCUCACUUACGUGAUCAUAUAGUUUUCGAAAGAAACACUGUGUGGAAGGAUUUAUUAUCGUUGGAAAAACAAUCGUACAACUUAGACUUGGAUGAAAAUGCUGUACAAAGUAGCAAGAUUGGUGAGGAAGGUAAUAUCGCCAACUCGUUAAUGAAGAUGAAGAUGAAGGAAAUUGAACUUCCAAGAUAUCUCAGUGGCAAAAUUGUUUCAGUACCUGCAUUUUUAUUCACUAGUCAAAUCUUGAAAAUCAUCAUCACAGCAGUGGUGUUCGCCAUUUUAAUGUCAGUAAAGACUUUCAAUGACCCCGUACAAGGAAGAAGUUUAGCUGUGCUUGUUGCUUGUGCCAUGUUGUGGGCAUCUGAAGCUAUUCCGUUGCAUACCACCGCCAUGUUUGUUCCAUUGCUUGUUGUCACUUGUAAAAUCUGUAAAGUGUCUGGUACGGAUGAGCCAAUGACGUCUCCUGAUGCUGCACAGUAUAUUCUCAGCACCAUGUGGAAUUCAACCAUCAUGAUAUUGCUUGGUGGGUUCACACUUGCUGCUGCGUUAUCAAAAUACAAUUUGGCCAAGAUCCUUUCAUCUUGGAUCUUGGCAGCUGCUGGAACUAAACCAAGAAACAUCAUCCUUGCCAAUAUGAUCAUCUCAAUGGUUCUUUCGAUCUUUUUAUCAAAUACUGCCGCUCCUGUUAUUGCAUUGAGUUUGGUACGGCCAAUGCUCAAAACUAUUCCCUCAGACCAUCCAUUCACCAAAGCAUUAAUUUUGGGAAUUGCAUUUGCUUCAAAUUGUAGUGGAAUGCUGUCUCCAAUCAGUUCACCACAGAAUGUCAUUGCAUUGCAAGAAAUGACACCAAACCCAGGUUGGCAAAUGCUUGAAGUUAGUUUACCAACCACAAUUGUGGCUGUUUUUUUCAUUUGGUUGUUGCUUAUUUCAACGUUCAAAAUCAAUACUCUCAAGUUGGCUAAAAUUUCACCAAUUCGAGAAAAACUAACCACUAAACAAUAUUUUGUCCUUUUGAUUGCAAUUGUUACAAUCCUUUUGUGGUGUGUAAUUGAAAAAAUUCAAGUCAAUUGGGGCUCAAGUGGUAUCGUCACUUGUUUUGCCUAUGUCAUGUUUUUCGCCACUGGAUUACUUACAGUUGACGACUUGAACAAUUAUCCAUGGUCAAUCAUUGUCUUGGCAAUGGGUGGUAUUGCGUUGGGUAAAGCAGUUGGUUCAUCUGGUCUUUUAUCAACAAUCGCGAUUGCAUUGCAAAAACGUAUUAUGGAUUAUAGUGCUUAUGUUAUUUUGCUCAUUUUUGGAAUUAUUGUUCUUGUGUUUGCCACAUUCGUUUCACAUACAGUUGCAGCAUUGAUUAUCGUUCCAUUGGUUAAAGAAGUUGGUGACUCUUUACCAAAACCACAUCCAAAUUUGUUAAUUUUGGGUACUGCAUUAAUUGCAUCUUGUGCAAUGGCAUUACCAACUUCAGGAUUCCCCAAUGUGACUGCAAUUAGUAUGCGAGAUGAAUUGGGAAGACCUUACUUGACUGUUAAUGAGUUUAUUUCAAGAGGUGUGCCAGCAUCGAUUAUUGCAUAUUUGUGUGUGAUUACCAUUGGAUAUGGAGUCAUGUCAUCAAUUGGUUAUUAA